AUGGCACAGGAAGCGGACAAAAGCAAGGCCGCGCCAAAGGACGCCUCUCUUGAGGAGGACGAUGCCUUCGAGGAGUUUGCAUCGCAUGUUGUGAAGGACGAGGCCCACGCGGCGGAUGAGGAAAAUCAGGAGCUGUGGCAGGCUGACUGGGACGACGAGGAGGUCGGGGAGGACUUCCAGCAGAAACUGCAGCGGGAGCUGGGGCGCCACAUGAAGGAGUAG
Molecule: messenger RNA, 222 nt
Organism: Monoraphidium neglectum
Lineage: Eukaryota; Viridiplantae; Chlorophyta; Chlorophyceae; Sphaeropleales; Selenastraceae
Exons: 2
Coding region: 1-222 (73 amino acids)
Biological process (GO): proteasome assembly; mRNA export from nucleus
Cellular component (GO): proteasome regulatory particle, lid subcomplex
Source: RefSeq, a predicted model, not a curated record